AAAUCAUAAAGAACUAGAAAUAAACAAACCAAGACACCUUGAAUGUUACAAGGAGCUCUCCUAAAUUAUGAUUUACAAUGUACAUAUCUAUUGUCUGGACCUCAUGAGGUAGGUAAACUACACUAUGUCAUUUCCAGCAGUUGUGUUUAGCCUGCGUUUGCAACAAAAUUUUUAGAAUGUUAUAAAAAUCGGAUAUAUUCCACGAUUGUUUUGUAGACAAUAUAAAUAUCCAUAUUUUAAUGAUAAUAUAUAGGUUUGUUCCAACACGACGAAAACCGUCAUGAAAGGAUCACGAAACUGCGCGCAGAUAGCAAAAUAAUAUGUUCCAUGGGUUAUUUUGUUUACUGAACAGUUUCGUGAUCGUUUCAUGACGGUUUUUCGUUGUGUUGGAACAAACCUUAUAUAACCAAUUUGUAUGAUCCAACUAAUAAAAUACAUGGAUUAAAGAAAUUUAUUCAAAACAACACCAUGUUGACUAUUGUAUAUUACCUCCGAGGUCCAGAUAUACUUAUAUGUUAUGGGUAAAGAUAGGUACCUACACAGGUAAUUCUAGGAUUACCCAGUAAAGUGCGAAGUACCUACUUGCCAGGUUUGGUAAAAUAAAUGCAAAUGUAAAGCUGCUGGAAAUAUUUGUAACUCCAAAUGCCACAGCAGCUUGACUUGUUUUUUACAAAUAGAUAAGUUUUAUUUCUGCAGUAUUUAUAGUCUUAUGCUUCUUUUCAUGAGCAUUUUUCAGUGCGUCACAAAUGAUAGAAAAAAAGAAAGAGUUAAACGCAGAACUUUGAAAUUAAACGCAAUACCUAGUCAGAAGCUUCCGUUGGAGGCACAUAGUACAGAGCCAGGACCAUCCUCUAGGUCUAUAACGGCAGCUGCUAAACAAAGAAUCGUCACAACUGUUGCUCCAAGUUUGAUUCCUUGUGAAGAUGUAGAAGAUCUAGAUGAUCAAGAGGCAGCAGAAAUCUUGACUAGUUUAAAAAAUACUGAGAAUAGCACUCUAUCAAAAGAUGCAGCUGUGCAAGUGAACAUUACAAAAGAGAUUACAUUGUGUGACAUCCUUGAUAGUGACUUUAAAUUAAAAGAAUUUACUGGUGUUGAUAACUAUGUUAUUUUUAAUACUAUAAAUGCAGAUAUUUGGAAAACUCAUCAAUGAUGAUGGUGAAACUAAGACCAUUACUUUAGAAGUAGAACCCUCAACUAAAAUUAAAGAUAUCAGAGGUAAAAUGGCAAAGCAGAUAGGUAUACCAAUAGAAUCACUCGUAUUAAUCUUUAAUAACCAAGAGUUGCAAGAUGCCCGUACUGUCGAUUACUACAAUAUUAAGAACGGGUCUACCCUUAAUUUAGAGGAGAUGUAGAUUAAGAGGAUUAGGAGAGGAAAAUAACAUUGUUGGACUUGGGUACAUUUGUAUAUUUUCAAUAAAUAAAUUAAAAUCUA
Diabrotica virgifera virgifera (western corn rootworm) is the source of this 1432-nucleotide messenger RNA. RefSeq lists its product as uncharacterized. Gene Ontology annotation, molecular function: sequence-specific DNA binding. The coding region runs from base 710 to 1150 and encodes 146 amino acids. The transcript is spliced from 3 exons. The record is from RefSeq and is a predicted model, not a curated record. NCBI's taxonomy places the organism in Eukaryota, Metazoa, Arthropoda, Insecta, Coleoptera, Chrysomelidae.